GAACAGUUGAAGAGUAAUGGCUGGAAACGUGGAUCAGAUGGUGACGGUCGGAGAGGAAGAGAGACCCAUCUCUAGGUCAGACAGUGGUAGUGGCGAGGAUUCCUUGGACAGUUUAUUCUCUCGGCUACCAUUAACUCCAUCUCUUUCUCCACGGAAAAGAACAACAAGCCAAAGUAAAUCUGAACCACCACUUCUAAGGACGAGCAAGCGCACCAUCUACACUGCAGGACGACCUCCCUGGUACAAUGAGUCAGGAACUCCAUUUAAAGAAGCAUUUGUUAUUGGUUUGUGUGGAGGUAGUUCUUCAGGCAAAACCACUGUAGCUAACAAGAUCAUUGAAGCCUUAGAUGUUCCUUGGGUGGUGCUGCUUUCUAUGGAUUCCUUCUAUAAGGUCUUAAACAAGGAAGAACAAGAAUUAGCUGCCAGGAGUGAAUAUAACUUUGACCAUCCUGAUGCUUUUGAUUUUGACCUAAUUAUACAUACAUUGAGGAAGCUAAAGAAAGGGAAAAGUGUGAAGGUUCCUGUUUAUGACUUCACUACGCACAGUCGAAGAAAGGAUUGGAAAACUGUAUAUGGAGCAAAUGUUGUGAUCUUUGAAGGAAUACUUGCAUUUGCUAACAAGGAACUUCUUAAGCUAUUGGAUAUGAAAGUUUUUGUGGACACUGACUCUGACAUAAGACUUGUUCGACGGCUAAAAAGAGAUAUAUCCGAGAGGGGUCGUGACAUUGUUGGUGUCAUCAAACAAUACAACAAGUUUGUCAAGCCUGCCUUUGAACAGUACAUAGAACCAACUGUACAGCUGUCAGACAUUGUGGUUCCUCGAGGUGGAGAAAACUUUGUUGCUCUUGACCUGAUUGUCCAGCAUGUCCACAGUCAGCUGGAAAAGCGUGAAAUCACUGUAAGAGCAGCCCUUGCCUCUGCCCACCAAGGCCAACCUCUGCCAGAUAAGCUAAGUGUCCUUGAAAGUACACCACAGGUUAGAGGACUGCACACAAUUAUCAGAAAUAAAGAAACCAGUCGAGAUGAGUUUAUCUUCUAUUCAAAGAGAUUAAUGAGGUUACUAAUUGAACACGCCCUUUCUUUCUUGCCGCUCAAGCCUGUUACAGUGGAAACGCCUCAAGGAGAACUGUAUGAAGGAAAGAGAUUUGGUGGAAAAAGGAUAACAGGAGUCUCUAUCCUUCGUGCUGGUGAAACAAUGGAGCAAGCAUUAACUGCAGUGUGCAAGGACAUCAGACUAGGAAAGAUUCUGAUUCAAACUAACCAUGACACCGGCGAGCCUGAGCUACAUUAUCUUCGAUUACCCAAGGAUAUUAGUGAGGAUUAUGUCAUUCUGAUGGACAGUACAGUGUCAACAGGAGCUGCUGCAAUGAUGGCAGUUCGAGUCCUUCUGGAUCAUGAUGUGCAAGAAGAUAAAAUUUUCCUGCUCUCAUUGCUGAUGGCUGAAAUGGGAGUGCACUCGGUGGCGUAUGCCUUUCCUAAGGUUAACAUUAUCACCACUGCUGUAGACAAGAAAGUAAAUGACGAAUUUCACAUUAUUCCUGGAAUAGGUAACUUUGGAGAUCGAUACUUUGGCACCGAUGCACCAUCUGAUUGGUAUGAGAGUGAUGAGGGCAUGGAAUACUAAGUAUUUUACUGUGUAUCUGAGAGAUCCAAGAUGGCCUGGAAGCAGAAGGAUUGUUUGCUAUACCUGAACAUAUUUUUGAUUGUAUCAAAGAGCAAGCUGAACAUUCCUUUUCUGAAUUCAUACUGUCAAUUAAGAUGUAUUUUGAAUAUUUUCAGUUUUUCAAGUUUGGGCCUGACGUGUUAUAGCAUUUAAGUUAGCCUUUUUAGUUCAGAAUUCACGUUUAGAAUGCCAGCUAUUAGUAAAAUGUAUCCGAUUUCAAAUAAUCUAGUCAUUUGUAAAGUAUAUAAAUGAGAAUUGGAUCUGCUUGAGUUCAGUUUCAGAAGUUAAAAACUUCUCCCAACUAGUACUUCAAGUAGUUUAAACUCAGCAGGAGUGGUAGAAUUUAUGGAGAGAGGAGAGUUAAUGUUUCAAAUCCAAAAUGACAGUCUUUGGAAUGUUUUAAAGCAUAGUGGUAUUGGACUCAAAGUUAAUUUUGUUUCCCUUUCCAUAGAUAUUGCCAGACAUGCUGAGUUUCUCCAACACUUUGUUUUUGUUUCAGAACUCCAGCAUCACAUUACUUUAUUUUACUUCAGCCAUGUUUUCUUGUAAAUUGCAAUGCUAUCAUAUAUAUAAAUAUCACUAUUUAAACAUGUCCCAUAAGUAGUAUGUUGAUCACAUGCAAUGUAUUUGCAAAGAUUGUUCGUUGAAGAUUCCUAGCUGAGACUGAAAUAAAGUUUCACUUUUGCAUAAAUUCAUCUUUAAUUAAAAUUUGUCUUCAGUCACAAAGACUUCACAUAGAAUCUCCUUCAAUAGAGGUUCUAAUAAGUAUUCCUUGAAAAUCCUUCCUAUAUCUCAUGUGACCUUUAACUGUUCUGGGAUCUGUUGUGAAAAUAAUGUAGGAUCAGCUGCACUAUCACAAAAAGAAGCCAAUGGAAACUAAUAGCAUUGUUUUUUUUUGCAUAUUAAUUUAAUUAAUUGCACAUAAGUAACGUCAGUGAUCCUCUGGAAUUGAAAGCUUGGCUUAUUACCUGAUUUCACUUAACUUCACACAUUCACUUUCAUAAGUUUACAAUCUGUCAUUAUGAAUGGUGAUUACUUGUUAAGAUAAUAGUUGAAAAAUAAUCAAGUCCCGCAGCACUUGCAGAUUAACAGAAUAAUGAGAUCCAAAUGCUUAUCUCUGUCCAUGGUUAUAUUAAAUUUUGAAGUUAUGAUCCAAUCUCCAGGAACAAUACAAUACUGUAGUAUUGUAGUGCAGUAUUGUAAAACUGUAGUAAGACAAGGCUUCCCAAAAUGGAGGUCAGGACCAAGAGUGAGGUCACAACCUGAAAUAUUAGAAUCACAAGUCAGCAGAGGCUGGCGUGGGGAUUAGCCCUCCCCUGAAAAAAAAAACAGGUCACAUUCCAAUCCUUUGCUCCCAUAGGCCCCCCACCCCACCAAGUUCAGAGUCGACUCUCAUAAUUCUCACAGAAAGAUUGCAACAAUUUUCAAACCUUGAAAUGAAGUCACAGUGAGGGGUGGGGAGAAAUUGGAAAGCACUGCUGCAAAUAAGGAGCUUGAAUUUUUCCACUUAUACACCACAUUGUUAAAUUGUGAAGGAAAUGCUUACAUUUGAGACUAGCUUUUCACGUUAUAGGGAUGUGCUGAAGUUCUUUACAGUCAAUAAACUACUCUUAUUUUGUACCUAUUUUCUCUGUGUAUUCUUUCAUGGAAUGCGGGCACUGUUGACUAGACCAGCAUUUGUAUCCCAUUUCCAAGAAGUAAUUAGGAGUGAGCUACACUGACUAGACCUAGAGUCAAGGGUCACAUGCAGACCAGACUAGGUCAGGAUAGCAAAUUACAAUCCAUAGAGAUUGUCGAUGGAUGGGCUUUUGUGACAAUCAGCAAUGGUUACAUGGUCACCAUUAGGCUAAUUUUUUAUUGAAUUCAAAUUCCACCAUCUGCCAUGAUGACAUUCAAACCCUUAGAACAUUAUUCUGGAAUUCUAGAUUUUCUGAUAACAUUACCACUAUGUCACUGCUUCUCCCAUGAACACUUAAUAAAUUGUUAAAUUUUGUGGGCAGCACGGUGGCAUAUUUAAGGGGUAAAUGUAGGGGUAUGGGUGGGUUGCGCUUCGGCGGGUCGGUGUGGACUUGUUGGGCCGAAGGGCCUGUUUCCACACUGUAAGUAAUCUAAAAAAAAUCAGACUUAUAAUCAAUAUUAACUUGCUUUUAAUUUGUUAAAAGAAAAUAUGGUUCUGAUGUUCCUUGGAAAUGGCAUGAAUCUAUUGAAACUCAACUGUAUUUGAAUACAAAUGGAACCUGAAGUGUUAUGCAUCAUGAUUUAUUAUUGAUUAACCAGAUAUUCAUGUAAGCUAUGAAUGUUUUAACAAUUAAAAUGUUAAAUAUUGUUAUACAGUUAAAGUAACAUGUAAAUGCAUGUUAAGACCCAAAAGGCAGCAACAGCAGUGUUGACUUUAUUAUUUUGUAUGGCAGAUGGGAGAAGUGAUAUUACAUUUGCUGACUAAAAAUGCAAAACCCCUAAAUGUUCUAUGAUAUCGUUUUUUUUUUAAAUAUGGAAAUGUGCAAAUGUCAGAAGUCAUGUAAUGCACAAUGUAUGUAUAAAUAUUCUG
Hemiscyllium ocellatum (epaulette shark) is the source of this 4211-nucleotide messenger RNA. Its product is annotated as uridine-cytidine kinase-like 1. Gene Ontology annotation, cellular component: cytoplasm. The record is from RefSeq and is a predicted model, not a curated record. Gene Ontology annotation, molecular function: kinase activity; ATP binding. The transcript is spliced from 15 exons. Bases 17 to 1624 code for a protein of 535 amino acids. NCBI's taxonomy places the organism in Eukaryota, Metazoa, Chordata, Chondrichthyes, Orectolobiformes, Hemiscylliidae.